Molecule: messenger RNA, 1210 nt
Organism: Rubroshorea leprosula
Lineage: Eukaryota; Viridiplantae; Streptophyta; Magnoliopsida; Malvales; Dipterocarpaceae
Source: the annotation of a GenBank genome assembly
CAAACAAGAGGUAAGAUGAUGAACACGUGACCUGUGUUUGGCACAAACCCAGUUUUCCAGCGAGAGAGAAUCAGAAAACUGAAAAAGGAAGAGAAAUCUUGCCUCUUGCACCAUAAUUACGAUGACGAUGCAUUGAGUGGGAAAAAUCUCAGUAGCCAUGACGAGGUCGCUGAUCCAAAGCAUGACGCCGUUCUUCGCAGCUCGAAUUCGGCGAAAUCACAUCCUCCUGAAGUCUUCUCAUUCAUCUUCUUCUUCGGCUCUUCAGGAUGCCUCUUCUCAAUCCCAAUCUCCUUCUCCCGACGCCGUUCACAUGACCGAUAAUUGCAUCAAGGAAUCCCUUUCAGAGAAUGAAAGAAUUGCAAGCAACUGAAUCAUCACUGGAUGAAAAGAUGCUUCGCUUGAGUGUUGAAACCGGUGGAUGUUCUGGGUUUCAGUAUGUUUUCAACCUGGAUGACAAAAUGAACCCAGAUGACAGAGUUUUUCAGAGAGAAGGUGUAAAGUUGGUGAUUGAUGAUAUUUCAUAUGAUUUUGUAAAAGGGGCAACUGUUGAUUAUGUUGAGGAGCUAAUUCGUUCUGCAUUCCAGGUGUCUACAAAUCCAAGUGCAGUGGGAGGCUGCAGUUGUAAAAGUUCAUUCAUGUUGAAACAAUAGGUCAUUCAAGCAUAUUACCCGUAUUUCCAGCAAGGAUGGGAACUCAUCUGCAUCUGGGGUCAAUUCAUUUUCUACAGGAUAACAAUAAUAUGAAUUUGUACACACUGAGCAAUCAUGUAAUAUUUUGAUGUUACUUGACUUGUCUUGCAUUAGGAAACUCAUUAAUGAUUGAUUGCCCUGAUAUUUUGGAACUAACCCGUCUGACAAUUUAGUUCAGAUCAUGUUGAACGAAGUUGAUUAUGGGACAGUUACCACAAUGAGGGUCACCUUGAAAUAGGUUAUUGAGCUCUACAGCAUACAAACAACAGUGUAACAAAGCAUGUUGAUUUGAUUAUUUAUAUUAUGAGUCUGUAACAAGCAAUACAGCAUGAAGAGCAAAGGAUGAAAAAGGCAGCAAAGGAAAUGAAAUAUACUGGCCAUCCAAAUUGUUGGCAAAUCAAUUCCUUAAAAAGACAAUUAAACCAAUUCAAGGCCAAAAGAAACAUGUCUGUUGAAUUAAAGUGAGUAACAAUUAUUGCAACAAUGAGCAUUGCUACCUAUAAUAGAUAUAUAUGCUCAAG